AUGCUCCCAGCAGAUUUUAGCACCACCUCCACCUCCACAUCGUCCGCCACCCUCUCACCGAAUAUUAAACCGCCGCCCUCCUCUUUGUUUUCGCAACAUCAUCCUGCUCCUGUCCCUCCUGGUUCUGAAUUUGCCGAUCCCCAUCGGUACCAAGGCGACGCUCACCGGUCUCGCUUACGCAGCGUGUCUCUGUGCUCCACCUCGAGUUCAAUUGCUGAGAGAAAGAAGCACUGUGUCGAACCUGGCACAUCUGAGGUCCAUGCCGAGUUUCGCAAAUUCUCCGCCUACCCGAAUUCUUCUCCGUGGUCGCUGAGGGGCAUCCGCCAAUCGUUCCAGCACCGCAAUUGCAUCUCGGCUGCCUCGAGCUCUUAUCUCAGUGACGACUGUGUUUUGGAAAACCCUGCCUCUGAUGCAAUCGACGAUUCGGACACCCCGCGAUUGCGCCCCACCAUAGACAUCCAACAUCCCUCCCGGUCGUAUCUGCCACCCGGAUCUCCAACUCCCAGCGCGAGUCUUCUUAGCGUACAAGCCCGCCGCUUGUCAAACAUAUCCCUGCCCUCUUCACGAGGAGCUAUAAAGCCUUCUACUGCCGCCCACGGCUCUGCAUCCGGCCUCCGUGUCCGCUCUGCAUCGUACCUAAUGUCAUCUGGCAAGGGCCUGGGGCUGCCCCAGUCGCAGUCCGAGGCGGGGGUUUCCAAUGUCCUCGUGACGACAUCGUCAAAUUCUCAGCCAAGUCAGCCGUCCAGCAACCACAACCUAACUACCAGGGAAAAUCAUUCCCAGCCACUUGAAAUGUUUCGACGAAACCAGCGAUCUGAAACCAAUACCCAUUCCAAUAUACGCACUCGACCUGGGCGAUCUAGAAGCAGAGUUCAGCGACGGUUUAGCGGCAGCACUGCCAACAGCAGCCAUAGCCCUGGAAGCGAUCGAGGCCCUUCCCAUAGGGAGAGGGAAGACGUCAAACCAGCUCCAUGGGGCGUCAUUGGUAUAUGCGCAUUGGACAUUAAGGCAAGAAGUAAGCCAAGCCGAAACAUUCUCAAUAGGCUUAUUGCCAAUCGCGAAUUUGACGUCAUCGUUUUUGGUGACAAGGUAAUUUUGGACGAAGAUGUGGAAAAUUGGCCCAUUUGUGAUUAUCUUAUUUCCUUUUAUUCGGAUGGCUUCCCUCUAGAGAAAGCAAUUGCAUACGUUAAGGCUAGAAAGCCGUUUUGCGUCAACGAUGUUCUUUGCCAAAAGGUCCUCUGGGACAGACGUCUCUGUCUUCAGCUCCUUGACAAGAUACAGGUUCGCACACCCAGCCGUCUCGAGAUAAGUCGAGACGGCGGUCCUACGUUCUUCACACCGGAGAUUGCCAAGCAUGUCAAGGAUAUAUCUGGUGUGUCCAUAGAUGCCGUCCUGCCUGAGAAGAUCAGACCACCCCACCAAGUGGAGUUACUUGAGGACGGUGACGUCCUAUGUGUUGACGGCAAAACACUUAGGAAGCCAUUUGUUGAAAAGCCGACAAGUGGGGAAGAUCACAAUAUCAUUAUUUACUUUCCUAAAUCUGCAGGUGGUGGUGCUAGAAAAUUGUUCCGGAAGAUUGGGAACAAAAGCUCUGACUAUGUGGCCGACCUCAAUACGCCUCGUGCCAUCACUGAGCCUCAUGGUAGUUAUAUCUACGAAAGCUUCAUGCAAGUCGACAACGCGGAAGAUAUCAAAGCCUACACGGUUGGGCCAAAUUUCUGCCAUGCCGAGACGCGCAAGUCCCCUGUAGUGGAUGGUGUGGUGAGGAGAAACCAGCACGGCAAGGAGCUGCGCUAUGUUACGCCUCUCAGCCCUGAGGAGCGAGACAUGGCCAGUAAAAUCUCAAAUGCUUUCGGCCAGCGUGUAUGCGGCUUUGACCUCUUGAGAGUCUCCGGCAAGAGUUAUGUCAUCGACGUCAACGGUUGGAGUUUUGUCAAGGAUAACAAUGAGUACUAUGACCAUUGUUCCAACAUCUUGAAGGAGCUUUUCGUCAAAGAGAGGCUCCGGCGAGGAAACGCGGCAUCGGGGGCACCGUCUCCUGCUGCUUCAGAGUUCGAAACCCAUCCCCGCAACUCAACUGCGACUGGGGAUAGAGAUUUCUCCUCGGCCUCGUUGCACGCCCCUGAAAGGUCGAUCCCGGGAAGCUACCCCGAAUCUCAUGAUAACACCUCCGAGAGACCAAGUAGCACUGCAUCACCCAAGGCCGAUGAGAUACUCUCCUCCACAGUAUCGAGUAUCGAUGCCGCCUCGAUACACCUUCCCCCACCUUCGGAUAUCACUUCCCAUGAUGUUAGUUAUGUGUCACUGAGGACCCAAGCAGCACCAAGCCCUGGCCUGCCACCACCAGCCCAGACAAACGAGGAGAACGAGCCUCAGCCGCCCCUGCCAAAGCAUUCGUGGAAGCUGAAGGGCAUUGUAUCUGUUAUUCGUCACGCUGAUCGAACACCAAAGCAGAAAUUUAAGUUUACAUUUCAUACUGAACCUUUCAUCGCUCUUCUCAGGGGGCAUCAGGAAGAGGUUCUCCUUGUUGGUGAGGCGGCCCUGGCGAGUGUUCUGAACGCUGUCGAAAUGGCGCUCAGUGAGGGUAUUGAAGACUUCGAAAAACUCAGGGGUCUUCGCAACGUACUUGUCAAGAAAGGGAGCUGGGCUGGGACUAAAGUUCAGAUAAAACCUCUGUUCCGGAAGAAGAAGACGGAAGAAACCCCAGGCGUUGGUGAGAUGCCUGGCUUGAAGGAGGACGUCGAGAGCCCCUCGAAGCCAGAGGCUGGCCCUCCGGGUCAGGAAUACUCCCCCAAAAUCACCCCUAAGCGGCAUGAUUCUCUAUCGGGGGUAACGAUGUCUAAAUUUACGGCAGCCGAAGAGCAGCUGGUGCUUGACAAACUUCAGCUGAUAGUCAAAUGGGGCGGAGAACCAACCCACUCCGCUCGCUAUCAGUCUCAGGAGCUAGGAGAGAGCAUGAGGAACGACCUGACGCUUUUAAACCGGGACAUACUCGACGAGGUUCAUGUCUUUAGUAGCUCGGAGAGACGAGUCACAACCAGUGCUCAAAUUUGGGCAGCGUCAUUCUUGGGAAAGAAGGAUAUUCCCGAAGACUUCAUCACGAUUCGCAAGGAUUUGUUAGAUGAUUCCAAUGCUGCAAAGGACGAAACGGACAAGGUGAAGAAGAAGCUUAAAGGCCUUCUUCGGAAAGGAAACGAAAGACCCCCGGAGUUCGCCUGGCCUGAUAACAUGCCAGAGCCAUCUGAGGUCCAGAGUCGAGUUGUCCAGCUCAUGACUUUCCACCGGCGUGUGAUGCAGUAUAAUUACGGGAAGCUCUUCGGCAGUGCCGCGAAUUCACUGAGCUCCCUAUCUGGCCACUCUACCGAAAAGCUCAAUGGCGAAGCCUCCAACUCAUCUAUUGCAUCGUCUCUGUCUCAGGCCAAUGCCGUCAAUGCUAUCCAAUCUCGGUGGUGCUCCGGUGAAGAUCCGGAAUUAUUCAGGGAACGAUGGGAGAAGCUUUUCGCCGAGUUCUCUGACGGCGACAAGGUCGAUCCUAGCAAGAUUUCCGAAUUGUACGAUACGAUGAAGUUCGAUGCCCUGCACAACAGACAGUUCUUGGAAUGGGUGUUCACUCCGCCAAAGCACAUGCUGGAAGAGUACGGCCUGAAAGAGCAUGGCUCCAAAGAACCAAAACCAAAGGAUUCAGAGGAGAGCAAGGCGUCAGAUGAGCAAAAGGCAGAUAAGGAAAAAAGCCAAAGCAGCUCACAGUCUCCGGAUGGAUCUUCUGAUAAAUCUGAACCCCCCAGCCGGUCUGCAACUGUCAGGAAGCUUUUCCGACGACGAUCGUUUCUCAACAAUCUUAGGAACCUCAACGGAGAGUCAUCCCCUGAACAGUACUUUAAGCUCUACAAGGGAACAGACCAAGCGCUGGAUAAGCCUGACCCAAGGAAUGAACCUCUACAGGAGCUAUAUCGGCUCGCUAAAAUUCUCUUUGACUUUAUUUGUCCACAAGAGUACGGAAUUUCUGACACGGAGAAGCUCGAAAUCGGGCUGUUGACAUCGCUGCCUCUACUGAAAGAGAUUGUCCAAGACCUCGAGGAGAUGCAGGCCUCCAAUUACGCAAAAUCUUUCUUUUACUUCACCAAGGAGUCUCAUAUUUACACUCUCUUGAACUGCAUCAUUGAGGGAGGAAUCGAAACAAAGAUCAAGCGAAGCACAAUCCCAGAGCUUGACUAUCUCUCUCAGAUCUCUUUUGAACUUUACGAGUCCGAGAUGAAGCAGCCAGAGAGCGACUCUCCCGACGAGCCCACAUUUGCGUACAGUAUCAGAAUUACCAUCAGCCCAGGCUGCCACGUUUUCGACCCAUUGCACGUCCAACUGGACAGCAGGCACUGCAUUGGAAGCACCCCGAGGAGGAGUCUCACCCCUCACGGUGAUUGGCUUCAAGUUAUCAAGACACUACGAGCCAAGUUCAACCAAGUCAAACUACCGAAAACGUUCCUGGCGGUGAACCUGUCUGAUGCAUUUACCUUUGAGGACCAGGAGAAACAUGCCAGUGAUACCGACGUGCUUGAGAUGAGAAUGCCGUCUCCCAGACAGCCGGCCUCUGAUCCUAAACCUUCCGAGGAUGCGGUUAUCGACGAGCCAAACACAGACGUGCCCGUGGAGACGUUGGAGGCAGGUAGUGUCUUGUGA
This is a messenger RNA of Clonostachys byssicola, 4674 nucleotides long. The record is from the annotation of a GenBank genome assembly. Lineage: Eukaryota; Fungi; Ascomycota; Sordariomycetes; Hypocreales; Bionectriaceae.